Molecule: messenger RNA, 1388 nt
Organism: Heterocephalus glaber (naked mole-rat)
Lineage: Eukaryota; Metazoa; Chordata; Mammalia; Rodentia; Bathyergidae
Source: RefSeq, a predicted model, not a curated record
GCAGAAAAAUCAUUGCAGAUUCAAGGCCAGCCUGACUACAUCCUGAACUGUACAAGACCCUGUCUCAAAAAUAAAUAAAUAAAACAAAGACUAGUUCAGACUUGAUGUGAUUACACCUAUAUAUCCACCUACAUGGGAGUCUGAAGAAGUAAGAUCUCUUGUGAAGAGGAGUUUGAAAUCAGCCUGGACAACAUAGUGAGACACCAUCUCAAAACAAAAGAGAUGCACAAUCAGCUUUGAAAUUUGAAAACAAUGGAGAAGACUCAAGAAAAUGUCCAAAGAAUUCUUCUAGAGCCCUACAGGUACUUACUUCAAUUACCAGGUAAGCAAGUGAGAACAAAACUUUCACAGGCAUUUAAUCAUUGGCUGAAAGUUCCAGAAGACAAACUACAGAUUAUCAUCGAAGUGACAGAAAUGUUGCAUAAUGCCAGUUUACUCAUUGAUGAUAUUGAGGAUAAUUCAAAACUCCGACGUGGCUUUCCUGUAGCACACAGCAUCUACGGGAUUCCAUCUGUCAUCAAUUCUGCCAAUUAUGUUUAUUUCCUUGGCUUAGAGAAAGUCUUAACCCUUGACCACCCAGAUGCAGUGAAGCUUUUUACCUGCCAGCUUUUGGAACUCCACCAGGGACAAGGCCUAGAUAUUUACUGGAGGGAUAAUUACAUUUGUCCCACUGAAGAAGAAUAUAAAACCAUGGUGCUGCAGAAGACAGGUGGACUGUUUGGAUUAGCAGUAGGUCUCAUGCAGUUGUUCUCUGACUACAAAGAAGAUUUAAAACCACUGCUUAAUACACUUGGGCUCUUUUUCCAAAUUAGAGAUGAUUAUGCCAAUCUCCACUCCAAAGAAUAUAGUGAAAACAAAAGUUUUUGUGAAGAUCUGACGGAAGGAAAGUUCUCAUUUCCUACUAUUCAUGCUAUUCGGUCGAGACCUGAAAGCACCCAGGUGCAGAACAUCUUGCACCAGAGAACAGAAAACAUAGAUAUUAAAAAAUACUGUGUCCAGUAUCUUGAGGAUGUAGGUUCUUUUGAAUAUACUCGGAAUACUCUUAGAGAGCUAGAAUCUGAAGCCUAUAAACAAAUUGAGGCAUGUGGUGGAAACCCUGAGCUAGUAGCUUUAGUAAGGCACUUAGGUAAGAUGUUCAAAGAAGAAAAUUAAUAAUAAGCCAUUCUUGAUUGGUACAUACAGCUUCCUUUGGUGGUUUUUGUUUUUGUUUGUUUUGUUUGUACCAGGGAUCGAACUCAGGUCCUUGUGUUUUCGAGGCAAGCGGCGGAACCACUGAGCUAAAUCCCCAGCCCUCUUUAGUUGUUUUUUGUCUUUUAACCUAUCAGCUUUUCACAAAUUUGAACUAAACUGUUAAUCUCCAAAAAAUGAGAAAAGAGGAGUGAGAUGAA